Talaromyces marneffei is the source of this 2634-nucleotide messenger RNA. RefSeq lists its product as uncharacterized. Gene Ontology annotation, molecular function: DNA binding; ATP binding; ATP-dependent chromatin remodeler activity. The transcript is spliced from 7 exons. Lineage: Eukaryota; Fungi; Ascomycota; Eurotiomycetes; Eurotiales; Trichocomaceae. Gene Ontology annotation, cellular component: nucleus. Gene Ontology annotation, biological process: positive regulation of transcription by RNA polymerase II. Bases 1 to 2634 code for a protein of 877 amino acids. The record is from RefSeq and is a predicted model, not a curated record.
AUGGCGGCAGCCGAUACAACAGUGGAGAGACGCUUUACGCCUUUCAUUGUGGCACACAAGUCAAAGAUCUUGCCUCUACUGGGGGAUGAGAAAAUCGCAGAUAAGCUUGAAGAAGAAGUCAUUGAUGAGGACAUCCAUCAGUAUGAAAGACUCCAUAAUCAGCCAGCAGGUAUUAAUGCUCGACUCAAGCCUCAUCAGCUUGAUGGGGUUUCGUUUCUCUCUUGGCUUCGGAAGAAUAAUGCCCAUGGUAUUCUCGCCGAUGAGAUGGGCCUGGGGAAAACCCUUCAAAUUCUCUCUUUCUUCCAACUCAUCAAGAACAAUGGAAACGAUGAUCGUCGACCCUUCAUCGUAGUCUGUCCAAUGAGCGUCCUCGCAAAUUGGCAGAUGGAGAUAGAAAAUUGGACCAGUCUCAAAGCCAUAAAAUGGUACGGAAACUACGAAAAAAGAAAGUUUGAGGCACAAAUGGUCAAAAACCAAGACUUUGAUAUCGUCCUUACUACGUAUGAAACUGUUGUUACGGACAGUUAUAGGUUCUCCCGUAUGGGGCCAUGGGAAGUGGUUGUCCUAGAUGAAGGGCACCGCAUCAAGAACUUUAUAACAAAGUUAUCCACAAGUGUGAAAAGGCUAAAGACUAGACAGCGAGUCAUUCUUACGGGUACCCCGAUUCAGAAUGAUCUUUCUGAGGUCUGGUCGUUAUGCCAAUGGCUUUAUCCGGAGAUUUUUGUCAAGGAGACGCUACAGCAUUGGAAGGAAGCCUUCUCACUUUCAGAUGGGAGUAUCGAUACUCUAUUUCUCGAAGAUAUUAGAGAGUUUCUUGGAGUCAUCAUGCUUCGACGAUUGAAGCAGUCGACAUCAGCAGGACAAGAAAUCCCGGCGAAAAAGGAGAUCAUUCUUCAUCUGCCCUUGACUCAAGAGCAGAAAGCACUCUAUCUGGACGUUAUCACUGGACGGAGUGACUUUGUCAAAGCUUCUACCUAUGAGAAUGGCAGCUAUUCAAUGGAGACGCCACCACCGAGUCCAAGCAGUGAGAGUUUCAAUCAGUCCCAACCCACAAGCCAAAAAAUAUCAGAGAAGGGAUCAGGACGGUCAGUGACGAACGUACUCAUGGAACUCAGAAAAAUAUGUGUUCAUCCUCUUCUCGUGGAUACCAUGGAAAGGGGAAAUGACGACGCUGACGUGAUGAUCCGAGAAUUAGUCCACACCUCGUCCAAAUUCAUUGCACUAGAGAGACUCCUUGAUCAUGAAGUUAUCCAAAACAACAAGAAAAUGUUGAUCUUCGCAGGCUUCGACUAUGCAUUGGAUUGCUGCCAGUCACUCUUACACGCCAUGAACAUCUCCCAUCUUCGACUGGAUGGCAACACACCUUACGCUAUGCGGAAGUUGAAUGUUCAUCGCUUUCAGAAACAAGAUAAACAUCGGGUAUUUGUCAUUGCGAUGAGGGCUGGGGGGGAGGGUAUUACUCUUACCUCAGCAGAAGUUAUUGUUUUCAUGGAUUUCGACUGGAACCCGUCGAUCAUGGCCCAGGCAGAAGCCAGGGCGCAUCGAAUCGGACAGACCAAAGCUGUGACGGUUGUGAAACUAUGCACUCGGGGUACAGUCGAGUCGCAGAUGCUUGAGCGCCUGAAUAAUAAAUUAUAUCUGGCUUCGAAGGUUGUUACAGAUGUUGCUGCUGCUGCUGUAAGCUCCGAGUUGUCCGUGGGGGAUUCUUUGGAAUCCGAUGACAUAUUCAUUCGUCGUUUGAUAUCUCACCGUUGCGAUUCAGUAACUGUGGAUUCAUUCAGUGCCGAUGAUUUGAUUGAGAUGAACUGGGACGAAAUUGUGAAUUACUUCCAACAUACAAAUGAUGUUGAGGAUUACGAGCCUAUGUCGCCUGUCAGCUCUCCGCCUUCUCCAGGUGCAGAUUCAUUCAAUGAGCAGGAAAAACAUUGGUUAUCGCAGAGUACAAGCAUCAAAACUGGUAUGUUCAACGGAACGGUAUUUCAGCGUCCUCGGGCGCAAUUAAAAGAUAGCCUUCCAGAAAACACGGAUCCCUCGAAAAGACGCUUGGAAAAAAAUCGAACAGUAUAUGACCCAGAGAUUGACUACUUUAUUGACAAAGAAUCGACUAUGUGUAAUUACGGCCAGGCUGGGCCUACAUUGACAAAAGGCUUCACUUCGACAGUCAACGCGGUUGGGAGGAUUGAGUUCAAGCACCUUAAGUCAUGUCUGAUCUGUGGGAAGACACGCAACUUGGAGGAGUGCACUUACUGUCCUCGAGCAUAUCACGAAGGAUGCGCGAACCAGGAAAGAAACGCUUCCAAAAAGAACCCUUUCAAUAACAAAGUUUGCCCACAUCAUCGUUGCAGAAAAUGUGGUCUGACAGCCAACAACGCUGGAGGUCUGCUUUUGGCUUGCACCAAGUGUCCAGGCGCUUACUGUAUCGAUUGUGUUGACUUAGAUGCUAUCAAGUCAAUAGGCCACAACAUUCUGGAAUUCGAAGCCAUAGGGUACGAGUCGCCACGAUACAUCCACCACAUCACAUGCGGAGAUUGCUUGGAAAAGGGGCAAAAGAGCGAGCGCAAAAGAACCGUGAAUCCCAGUGACUCUCGGGUAUUUCGAAGUAUGAAGCGCACUCGCGGAUUUGACUUUGAGUAG